Messenger RNA from Rhizophagus irregularis DAOM 181602=DAOM 197198, 759 nucleotides. RefSeq lists its product as uncharacterized. The record is from RefSeq and is a predicted model, not a curated record. Lineage: Eukaryota; Fungi; Glomeromycota; Glomeromycetes; Glomerales; Glomeraceae. Gene Ontology annotation, molecular function: protein binding.
AUGGACCCUAGACCUUUACCGCCUGGGUUUAUUUCUCAAUAUGAUCAAAACACACAACGUUAUUAUUAUGUUGAUACAAGUACUGGAGUAUCACAAUGGAAUCACCCUCUUGACGCGAAACCAUAUUCCCCACCACCAGUGGGGCAAACUUCAAGUCAAUAUCCUAUGCAACUUCCAACCCCUAGUGCAAAUCCUAAUCCGCAAGGACAUUAUCCACUUGGAUUUACUGAUCCAAAUUCCUCUGUUACAUACGGGGGAGGCAGUCAAAUUCCACAAUCAAAAGAAUAUGCUACAAUUCCUUACGUAAUGCAACAACAAUCUUCUAGUCCAUAUCCACAACCUACACCAUCCAAUUAUCCGUCAUCUUAUCUACAAUCUGGGCCUUAUGGGAGUGGAGGCAAACCUACCGAAACUUACCCUUAUUCAAGCCAGUCAGAUUAUCGAGUUGGUCAUAAUCCUCAUGGCGAAGCUCAAUCUUAUGUAAGCGCUCCAUCUCAUACACAAGGACCUCCUGGUAGUAAAGUUUCUAAAAAAAAAGAGGAUAAAGGAAUGGGAGGAAUGGGAGGAGCUGGAGAUAUAGGUAAAUUAUUAUUAGGUACAGGAAUGGGAGCCGCUGGAGGUUUAUUAGUCGGAAAUAUGGCUAAAAAGAAAUUCAAAAAGCAUAAACAUAAAGGAUGGAAAGGCAAGUGGAAAGGUUGGAAAGGCAAAGGUUGGAAAGGUAAAGGUUGGAAAGGCAAAGGUUGGAAAGGUUGGAAAUAG